Molecule: messenger RNA, 2847 nt
Organism: Acanthopagrus latus (yellowfin seabream)
Lineage: Eukaryota; Metazoa; Chordata; Actinopteri; Spariformes; Sparidae
Gene: cldn34a
Product: claudin 34a
Exons: 2
Coding region: 1219-1974 (251 amino acids)
Biological process (GO): bicellular tight junction assembly; cell adhesion
Cellular component (GO): bicellular tight junction; plasma membrane
Molecular function (GO): structural molecule activity
Source: RefSeq, a predicted model, not a curated record
UGUUAGACUAUUUGUUUGUAUCCUUGAUAAUGUAGGAGAAACUUGGAAUAUGACAGCCGCAGGUAGAGAUUAAAGUGAGGUUUCUAAAGUUGUUACUAUAUUGGAUUUUCAAACUUCAACACAAUACUGUGAAAAAUAUUGACAUUCCAAUUCCAUUUUUGAAACCACAGGAAAAAAAUGUGCUCAACUUUUUGAUCUUAAAAUUUUAAAUGUUUGGUAAAAGGUAAAUAUAACAUGACAACAAGACAGGAGUGUGCUGGUAGCAGAGAACAGCAGGAAAACUGUAUUUAUUUAAUAUCACAUUUAAUAUCACACUUUUUUUUCUUUUAAGAUUAGGCCUUCAAAAAUAAUCUGUCUAUGGUGAUGUAUCUAAAAAAUCCAAAGCAUACGUCCUCACAUCCUUCUCAGCACUGUGGGCUCUGUAACACAUGUAUACACAGGGACUCAACAGUAAACUUGAUUUAUUGACCUUCACUUACACUUACAUUUUUAUAUUGCCAUUUCAAACACUUACAUGUACGUGAGUUAAUAUGGUAUCGCUUCCUGAACAUUUCCAACUCAGCGAAGAAGGCAACUCAAAACCCCAGAGAGUGUUAUUGGAGGGUGCUAAUUUUAUCAGCUGUAAUCGACUUUACUCAACUAAAGUUCAAGUAAUUCAUCUCGUGGGACUAUUACAGACGUUUGUAGGAGCAGCUUGAGUGUCUAGAAGUAGUUAUAAAGCCUUGUUUUUUUUUACAGUCUGCUUACAUGAAGUGUAUUCCCAAAUAGCGUUGUGUUUAAUCAAAUUGCAUCAACCUACCCGACACCCUGAAAACCUGGCUCACAUAAAUGUAUUUGAUUGUGUAUUAGUUGUUUUGGGGGUCUUUGUGCGAGGGUCAGUGGGGGAUCUACAAUAUUCUUUUGCUGCCUGGUAAUAUUUCAUUUCAUAUUUCAUGGUCUGGAGGCAAGAUGUCUGAGGUAGUUAUCUCAAAUCCUCAGCUGAUAAAAUUAUCUACAGUCCUUGAUAUCACUAGUGGUAUGUGUCUAAGUGAGGAAAUCUGUAAUAUUUAUCUAUUUUACCCUUUUGAGGUUCCUCCUGAUGUGUACCGCAGAGUACCUUUGGCACGAGGCACCAUCGCAUGUUGGAACAGGUGUGAUGGGGGUCAGGCACACUGUCCGAGCUCACCAAUGAUUGAGGGAUCCAUCAGUCUCUGAGCAUUAGACGUCACUCUGGGCACGAUGAUCUACUUGGCUCACACGGCUCACCGGCAGUUCCUGGGCCUGAUCGCCGGGUUUCUGGCGUGGAUCCUCACCAUGGCCACGGCCGGCCUCAACGAGUGGCGGCUGUGGCAAGUGGAAGACGUGUCGGUCGUCACCGCGGGCGUGGCCUGGGUGGGUAUCUGGAGGGCCUGUUUCUACAGUCAAGUCCUUCCCCAGUUCGAGAACUGUCAGCGCCUCAGCAUCUCAGACGACUUCCUUCCUACGGAGAUCCUCGUGGCUCAGGUGCUGAUCAUGCUGGCGGUGAUCUGCGGCUUGGCAGCGAACAUCAUCGCUGCAUUGGCCAUGAGGAUGGUCUACUUCUCUGUGGAGAACCGUAGGAACAUACGGCCUGUAUUUUUGCUGGCAGGGACCCUGUAUGUCCUGACAGGGACGUUCUGCUUGGUGCCGUUGGUGUGGAACAUGAUCUCUGUGGUGAACAACAGGGCCAUAAACUUUCCUCCUGAGUACAACCUCCCCACAGUCCCUGUCAGGCAGCACAUCGGCUCAGCCAUCGCGUUGGGCAUCUUCGCCUCCAUAUUCAUGCUCAUCAGCGGGCUGCUUUUCCUUUCCUAUCGCUACGCUUGGAAGGCCCUGAGCUCAGAGGCCCCCAGAGACACCGGGGACCCCCUCCAUGGUCCCUGGACAGAAACCACACUGGCACAGAAGAAUAGUUUGCCGAAUGGAGACAGCCAUGGCAGAGAUAAUCCUGCAUUUCACAGCGAAGAAGCCUCAUGAUGGCAGAACAGAACAGAAUACUAAUCUGUAAUCUGGGAUUCUAUCUUUUUCAUCCAGGAGAAAGAGACGUGGACCAUUACAGAGAAUAAAAUGACAUUUAAGGAACACUGCUGCUGAAUCACAAAAGUUAAAAUGGACGUAAGAGCUUAACAUUAAUCCAGGAAGAUGUCAGUGAAACACAGCAUCAUCCAGAAUAACAGUCAAGAGUUCACUGUCACAGAAUCACAAUCUGAAAAGUAAAAUCUGAUUGAACUAGUCUCUGUCCACUGUAUCACACUGAUGAUCUUUUAUAUUACUUAUUCCAGAAGGAAGUUAUUUAGCUCUAGUUUGCUCUUUAGCUGCUGAAUGUGCCAAUAUGUUCUGUUGCUACUUCCAUUUGUUUGGGGAAACUAAAGCACUGUGGAGCAACAUCAGCAUUAUUUUGAGUUUUGUUCGUGUCCAACUGAUGAAUGUAACUCCAAUUUCAGCUCUGUUUUGGUUUUUAUUUACUCUUGAAGGAAGUUUUUUUUAAAACUAAGUUAGCUAUUUAGCUGCUAAAUGCUCCACAAUGUUAACAAGCUUGUUGUUGCUAACAUCGUCAGUCUGCCAUUUGUGUUGGGAAGCUAACGUACAGUAUGAGGGGGGUAAGGAUAUAUACAGCAAAAUUAUCAUUUAUUUAAGGUUAUGUUUACGUCCACUUUAUGAAUGUACGUUAAAUUUGAACUCUCAUUUCAGCUCUGCUUUGGUUUGUACUAACUCCUGAAGGAAUUUGUUUGGUUUAAGUUAGCUCUUUGACUGCUAUGUGCUCCACCAUGAUCACCAGUUUUUUUCGCUAACGUAUUCUGUAUGUAGUUAACAAGCAUGUUUUCACUUUUUUUUUUUCUGGGAAGCUAA